Molecule: messenger RNA, 564 nt
Organism: Eublepharis macularius
Lineage: Eukaryota; Metazoa; Chordata; Lepidosauria; Squamata; Eublepharidae
Product: pulmonary surfactant-associated protein C-like
Exons: 5
Coding region: 1-564 (187 amino acids)
Biological process (GO): respiratory gaseous exchange by respiratory system
Cellular component (GO): alveolar lamellar body; extracellular region
Source: RefSeq, a predicted model, not a curated record
AUGGACCCGAAAGCUAGGUGUGAGCUCAGCAUGGCACCACAGCCUCCUGCCCUCACCUUUAUACCCACAGUUCCUAAGAACAGGAUACAACUGAUCGUCAUCUCAGUGCUGUUGGUGCUCUUGGCCAUUAUCAUUAUUGAAGCCAUUAUCAUCGGAGUUUACAUGACUCAGAAACACACUGAAAGGGUAAUCAAAAGCAUUCGUAACGGAAGUGAUGGUGGAGUGGUGGAACAAACAAUGAUGGUGAACAACCAGGAGAGUGUGGUUGCACUCCAUAUCCAGAACAAUAUGACCUCAGCCACCGUUGUCUAUGACUAUAAACACAGUCUGAUUGGCUUCCGAGUUCAGGACAAAAGCCAGUGUUCAGUGGUGGCAAUGGAUUCAGUUAAUGUGCCCAGCAUAAGAGAAAUCACUCAGAGAAUUGAGCAUUUUGAUGAACAGGUUUCAAAAGAUGUCAGCUUGGCGUACAGCUUCGAGCAAGGAGAACUAGCAGAUCGCACCAUCCUUGGAACCACGAUGAAUAUUCUUUGCAGUGAUGUCCCUGUAUACUGGGCAGAGAGGUAA